AUGAGAUCUGCAAUCUUACUCGCAGUAAUUCCAGCAACAGUACUCGCUCAUGGUAUUUGGGUUAAGAACCCAGUUGAAGGUGAAGAUGCCUACUGGAGAAUCAAGCACAGCAACACGAUAGAAUGGGGUGCAGAUGGUCAUGACAACCCAGAAGCUUUCAGCGUAUACCUUAAGAAUGACAACCCAGAUGUCGAUGGUGACAACCUUGGUAUUGCAAACAAUGUCAAGACAGCAGAUGGUAAAGCUGAAAUUGGUGAAUUGCCAGAUUAUAUCAAACCAAGCGAUGGAUGGAGACUCGAGUUUGUCCAAGUCGACGACAUCAACAAUGUCUACACCUCCUCAUCAGACUUCAACAUCAGGGAGAAGGAAGCACCAACACCACCAGCACAAGAAGGUGAGGACAAUGAUGACGUCAAUGAGGACAGCAUUGAAUCGAAGACUGAAGAUGAGGAAAGUAAGACAUCAGAACCAAACCAGAGCUCUGGUACAGCAUCUGUCUUGAACAUGCCAACACACACUAGCUCAAGCUCAAGUUCCAGCUCAAGUUCUUCAAGCUCUCACUCAAUUCCAAACCCAACACAUAACGCUCCUUCAAGCACCGAUGAGUCAACUAACCAAUCAGCUGAUGAAGAUGAUUCUGCUGCUAGCGCUGCUACCAUCUCUACUAUCCUUCUUGGUUCACUUUCACUCACAUUGGCAGUUACUCUUUUCUAAUGACUUACUAAUGAAACUAUAAACUAU
Molecule: messenger RNA, 741 nt
Organism: Wallemia mellicola CBS 633.66
Lineage: Eukaryota; Fungi; Basidiomycota; Wallemiomycetes; Wallemiales; Wallemiaceae
Exons: 2
Coding region: 1-714 (237 amino acids)
Source: RefSeq, a predicted model, not a curated record